Cuscuta campestris is the source of this 2658-nucleotide messenger RNA. NCBI's taxonomy places the organism in Eukaryota, Viridiplantae, Streptophyta, Magnoliopsida, Solanales, Convolvulaceae. The record is from the annotation of a GenBank genome assembly.
UUUCUAAAUAUCAAACCAACCAUUCCAUUUAGUUUUCUUUGCAGUGUUUUGUUUGGUUCUAUAUUUUUCAAUUCAAUUUUCAAUAUUCAAAUGUAGGGAUCUAUUCGAUAGUGAUUAAGCUAAGCCCUAAGGCAAGGCACGGAGAAGGUUGAUCUGCGAUGUCAUGGCUGCGAUCGGCGGUGAGCAAAGCCGUGGAAGUAGGCGGCAACGGAAAUAUCACCCGCAACCUUCGCAGUUAUGCCGGAUCCGUCGUCCAGCAUGCCGGUUACGCCGGCUUCGACGACGCUACGAAAACUCGCGAUCGAUCUGGACCUGGGAACUUCAAGAGCUUUAAGCAUGCUUUGAAAAGAUUAGAGGAACAGUCUGUUUCUUGUAGAGGCAUAGAGAGACUUCAGCAACUACGUAGGUGGUUAGUUGCUCUAAAAGAGAUUGAGAGACUACAUGGAGCUAAAUUAGAAGCAGGGAAAAACAAUGACCUUGUAGACAUUUCCAUCGCAAAAAAGGAUGUUCACAGAGAGCCUACUAUGGUUUUAUAUUAUGAUCCUGAUCUUGGCGGGGAACCAAUGAAUUUCAAAGAUGUCUUUCUUCGCAGUCAAGCUCUAGAAGGAAUCGUCUUGUCAGUGAUUCUUGAAGCACCAGAUGAAGAAGAAGUUUCGUUACUUACAGAGAUAUUUGGACUUUGUCUUACAGGUGGCAAAGAAGUUUGUGAUGCAACAAUUACUAGCAUAGAAGCUUUGGCUAAAGCUUUCUCAAACUAUAGUGAUGAAUUACUGGCAAAGAAGGAAGAUCUUCUUCUGUUCGCACAAAAUGCAAUUGCUGGGUUAAAAGUAAAUGCUGACAUAGCAAGAAUAGACUCUGAAGUUUCCAACAUACAGCAGGACCUCCACAAAAUGCAAUGCUGGCCACCUUCAAAGGAAGUUGAUAGAUCAUCAGGAUCUUCUACAGAGAUAACAGAGGCUUUGAAAGAAGAACUUGCUCAGAUCCAAUUAUUUUCCAAAUUGGAAUCACUUUUGCUACAAGAGAAGAUUUUACUUAAUAGAAACGUAUCAGGAAACCAGUUUCAAAAGGUUGAUAAGUUAAAGGUUUUGUCGGAGUCCCUUUCAUGCUCUGCUUCAAAAGCAGAAAAACGUAUUUCUGAGAGCAGACUUCAGAAAGAAGGAGCUCUUAACUUCCGCAUCACAAAAGCGAAUGAAUUCUCCCAGGUUGAAAAGGUGUUAACAGCCAAAAUUCAUGAACUUGAGAAGCAAAAAGAUGAACUUGAAGCAGAGUUGCAAAAAGUCAAUUCCACCUUGACUUCUGCAUAUGCCCAUCUUCGCAAUGCCAGGGAGGAAAGAGAUCAGUUUAAUGAAGCUAGCAACGAAAUUCUUCAACACAUCCAAAUGAAGGAGGAGGAGUUUUCUAGAUCUAUUGUUUCAUACAGAGCCGAAGCAGAUGUUUGUGAUGCGUUUAUUUACUUCUUAGAAGACACCCGAGGAUUUGAGUCAUCAUAUAUUAAACAAAAAGAGAAGCAUGUCAAUGAUGAAUUGGAGAGAUGUGAAAGCUAUUUUGGGGAUUUAGUGAUCCGUGUCUUAUCUGCAUACAAGGACGAAUUAGAGCCUUCAAUUUCAAAUGUCAAGAAACUUGCAGAGAACAUGAUAGCGUCGGAGGUCUCCGUUGCUGCUCCAAAUGGUGAGAAUAAGAGUGCUGUUGAUGCAAGACGGCGGCUAGAGGAGGAAUACUUGAAGGCAGAAACCAAGUUAAUAACUGCAUUCAGCGUUGUGGAAAGUAUAAAAAGUCAAUUCUAUGCGCAAGCUGAAGGAGUUUCGAGGAAGGAUUACGAGAACGUGAAAGAAUUAUUUGAUAGUCUUGGAAAGAUGAAAGAAGAAUUCGAAUCCAUUUGUAGACCCUCUCUGGAAGUUGAAACUCCGAGUAGAAGGGGAGAGAAGCCAUUAAAAAUGAUGUCAGAACCCACUACUCCCCGAUCUUACAAACAAAAUGCCGAACCCGCCACCCCUGGAGCAGCUCUGCAAAACGAAAGAUCACUGAGGGGGAAUCUGAGAAAGAGUCUUUCUAUGGCUAUCCGUCACACCAACGACGCGGUCAGCUUUGGACGUGAAGACAGUUACGUGUCCCAAAAAAUCCUGAGAACUAAGUCGGUUGAUCCGGGUGCUGAAUUGUCCAAACUGAAGAUGGAAUUGGAACUUGAGAACAGUAGCAAAGACCAUUCUUUCGAUGAAAUUUAUGACUGGGAAUCAGAUGCUAAUGAUAAAGAAAUGAUGCCCGGUGAAUGAGUAUUUACCAUUUAGUUUUAUUUUUUUGAACCUGCAGCAUAAAUUCCCCAGAGCAGUCGCUUUCUCAAGAGAUCUGCAGCAGCUGAGGGACACUCUGCUGACAUGCCCCAUUCUUGCAUGCCUUUGUUGGAAUUCAGAUUUCCAAAAGGAAAAAAAUAUAGUCUCCCUAGACAAAGUCGGAGUUGGAAGGAAUGGUGUAUUUCAAAAAAAAAAACUCCUAUAUACGGAGUAUAUAUACAUAUUUUUCCUGAUUUGAUGGUCAUUAAUGUGACACUUUGACCAUUAAAUUAUACGGAGGACAUAUGAAAAUGUUAUAAAUAUUUGAUGUAUUAAAAGUACAUCUGAAAAUGAAUCUAAUUACUAUGUACAUUAAAUUUACUUCCCGAUU